This is a messenger RNA of Ailuropoda melanoleuca (giant panda), 7018 nucleotides long. RefSeq names its product kinesin family member 13A (gene KIF13A). NCBI's taxonomy places the organism in Eukaryota, Metazoa, Chordata, Mammalia, Carnivora, Ursidae. The record is from RefSeq and is a predicted model, not a curated record. The transcript has 38 exons. Gene Ontology annotation, biological process: microtubule-based movement. Gene Ontology annotation, molecular function: microtubule binding; ATP binding; microtubule motor activity. Bases 1 to 5418 code for a protein of 1805 amino acids.
AUGACCCUCCCAGCCUACUUGACGUCUCUCGCACAGAAGUGGAGGGGAAGGGAAGGGAAGGCAAGGGGAUCGAGAGCAGUGCUGAAAAACACACACUCUUUCGGUGGUAGACGCACAGAUUCCUGUCUAGCCUCGGUCCCCCACAUCCAUCUGAAAAGACGGCUGCACGCUGGUGUGGGGCGGGCGGAGGGGGCGGCGUGCUGGCAUUUCGGUCGAGGCGUAUUUCAUUCCGUGGAACUGGAACUGAACACCAAGUGCGUGGUGGAGAUGGAAGGGAAUCAAACGGUCCUGCACCCUCCUCCUUCUAACACCAAACAGGGAGAAAGGAAACCUCCCAAGGUAUUUGCCUUUGAUUAUUGCUUUUGGUCCAUGGAUGAAUCUAAUACUACAAAAUAUGCUGGUCAAGAAGUGGUUUUCAAGUGCCUUGGGGAAGGGAUUCUUGAAAAAGCCUUUCAGGGGUAUAAUGCUUGUAUUUUUGCAUAUGGACAGACAGGUUCAGGAAAAUCCUUCUCCAUGAUGGGCAGUGCUGAGCAGCUGGGCCUUAUUCCAAGGCUCUGCUGUGCUUUAUUUAAAAGGAUCUCUCUAGAGCAAAAUGAGUCACAGACCUUUAAAGUCGAAGUAUCCUAUAUGGAAAUUUAUAAUGAGAAAGUUCGGGAUCUUUUGGACCCCAAAGGGAAUAGACAGUCUCUGAAAGUUCGAGAGCAUAAAGUUUUGGGACCAUAUGUAGACGGUUUGUCCCAGCUGGCUGUCACUAGUUUUGAGGAUAUUGAGUCAUUGAUGUCUGAGGGAAAUAAGUCUCGGACGGUAGCUGCGACCAACAUGAAUGAGGAAAGCAGCCGCUCCCAUGCUGUGUUCAACAUCAUAAUCACGCAGACACUUUAUGACCUGCAGUCUGGGAACUCGGGAGAGAAGGUCAGUAAGGUCAGCCUGGUGGACCUGGCAGGUAGCGAAAGAGUGUCCAAAACAGGAGCCGCAGGAGAGCGACUCAAAGAAGGCAGCAACAUUAACAAAUCUCUCACAACCUUGGGGUUGGUUAUAUCAUCGCUGGCUGACCAGGCAGCUGGCAAGGGUAAAAAUAAAUUUGUGCCUUAUCGAGAUUCAGUCCUCACUUGGCUUCUUAAGGACAAUUUGGGAGGCAACAGCCAGACCUCUAUGAUAGCCACCAUUAGCCCAGCAGCAGACAACUAUGAAGAGACCCUCUCCACCUUACGAUAUGCAGAUCGAGCCAAGAGGAUUGUUAACCAUGCCAUCGUGAAUGAGGACCCCAACGCCAAAGUCAUCCGGGAACUGCGUGAGGAAGUAGAGAAACUGAAGGAGCAGCUCUCGCAGGCUGAGGUAAGAGCAGCUCUGAGCUCCCUGUUUCUGAAGGUCCCUGGCUGGUGUUACUGGAGUGGGGAAGGGUGUCCUUGCUUGCAGUUUGACCAUACCAGGGUGGGUGCAGACACCUCACAGGACAUCCAGCUGUUCGGGAUAGGAAUUCAGCCGGAGCACUGUGAGAUAGAUAUUGCAUCUGAUGGCGAUAUUACUCUUACUCCGAAAGAAAAUGCAAGGUCCUGUGUAAAUGGCACCCUCGUGUGCAGCACCACCCAGCUGUGGCACGGCGAUCGAAUCCUGUGGGGAAAUAACCACUUUUUUAGAAUUAAUUUACCUAAGAGGAAACGGCGAGAUUGGUUGAAAGACUUUGAAAAGGAGGCAGGCCCACCAGAGCAUGACCUGGACGCAGCCAGUGAAGCUUCCUCAGAACCAGACUAUAACUAUGAAUUUGCACAGAUGGAAGUUAUCAUGAAAACCCUGAAUAGUAACGACCCAGUGCAAAAUGUGGUUCAGGUGCUGGAGAAACAGUACCUGGAGGAAAAGAGGAGUGCCCUGGAGGAGCAGCGGCUCAUGUACGAGAGGGAGCUGGAGCAGCUCCGCCAGCAGCUGUCCCCAGAGCGGCAGCCCCCGAGCAGCAGCCCCGACCGCCUGGCCUACAGCAGCCAGACAGCUCAGCAGAAGGUGACCCAGUGGGCAGAGGAGAGGGAUGAGCUCUUCCGUCAGAGCCUGGCAAAGCUGCGCGAGCAGCUCGUGAAAGCUAAUACCUUGGUAAGGGAGGCAAACUUCUUAGCCGAGGAAAUGAGUAAGCUCACUGACUACCAAGUGACUCUGCAAAUCCCUGCUGCAAACCUCAGCGCCAACAGGAAGAGAGGUGCCAUCGUGAGCGAGCCAGCUAUUCAAGUGAGGAGGAAAGGAAAGAGCACCCAAGUUUGGACCAUUGAGAAGCUAGAGAAUAAAUUAAUUGACAUGAGAGACCUUUAUCAAGAAUGGAAGGAAAAAAUCCCUGAGGCAAAGCGUCUCUAUGGGAAACGAGGUGACCCUUUCUAUGAAGCCCAAGAGAAUCACAACCUAAUUGGUGUGGCUAAUGUGUUCUUGGAGUGUCUCUUUUAUGAUGUGAAACUUCAGUAUGCAGUUCCUAUCAUCAGCCAGCAGGGGGAGGUUGCUGGGCGUCUCCAUGUAGAAGUGAUGCGAGUGACAGGGGCCAUCCCGGAGCGCGUGGUGGACGAUGACUCCUCCGAGAACUCCAGCGAAGGCGGGAGCCUUGAAGUCGUGGACAGCAGUGGGGAGGUCAUUCACCGAGUCCGGAAACUGACGUGCCGGGUAAAAAUUAAAGAGGCAACUGGGCUGCCCUUAAACCUCUCAAAUUUUGUCUUCUGUCAAUACACAUUCUGGGACCAGUGUGAAUCUACAGUGGCGGCCCCAGUGGUGGACCCCGAGGUGCCCUCCCCUCAGUCCAGGGACGCCCAGUACACCGUGACCUUCUCUCACUCUAAGGACUACGUGGUGACCGUGACAGAGGAGCUCCUAGAGUUCCUGUCCGACGGAGCCCUGGCCAUUGAGGUGUGGGGCCACCGCUGUGCUGGGAACGGCAGCUCCGUCUGGGAAGUCGACUCUCUUCACGCGAAGACGAGAACGUUGCACGACAGGUGGAAUGAGGUAACACGGAGAAUAGAAAUGUGGAUCUCCAUACUGGAAUUGAAUGAGCUAGGGGAGUACUCAGCAGUGGAACUUCACCAGGCAAAAGAUGUCAACACAGGAGGCAUCUUCCAACUCAGACAGGGUCAUUCCCGGAGGGUGCAAGUCACGGUGAAACCGGUGCAGCAUUCUGGGACACUGCCGCUCAUGGUCGAAGCCAUCUUGUCUGUCUCCAUUGGCUGCGUCACUGCCAGAUCCACUAAGCUGCAGAGAGGGCUGGACAGUUACCAGAGAGAUGAUGAGGAUGGUGAUGAUAUGGAUAGUUACCAGGAAGAAGACUUAAACUGUGUGAGAGAGAGGUGGUCUGAUGCGCUCAUCAAACGACGAGAGUACUUAGAUGAGCAGAUAAAAAAAGUCAGCAAUAAAAAAGAGAAGACGGAGGACGACGUGGAGCGGGAAGCCCGGCUGGUGGAGCAGUGGGUGGGGCUGACCGAGGAGAGAAACGCCGUGCUGGUGCCUGCACCGGGCAGCGGGGUCCCCGGGGCCCCCGCCCACUGGGUCCCACCACCCGGAAUGGAAACUCACAUACCGGUUCUCUUCCUUGAUUUGAAUGCUGAUGACCUUAGUGCCAACGAGCAGCUCGUGGGCCCCCAUGCGUCGGGCGUGAACUCCAUCCUGCCCAAGGAGCACGGCAGCCAGUUUUUCUACCUGCCCAUCAUAAAGCACAGUGAUGAGGAGGUUUCAGCCACGGCCUCCUGGGACUCCUCAGUGCAUGAUUCCGUUCACCUGAAUAGGGUCACGCCACAGAACGAAAGGAUUUACCUAAUAGUGAAAACCACGGUGCAGCUCAGCCACCCGGCUGCUAUGGAGUUAGUAUUACGAAAACGGAUUGCAGCCAAUAUUUACAACAAACAGAGCUUCACCCAGAGCCUGAAGAGGAGAAUAUCAUUGAAGAAUAUAUUUUAUUCCUGUGGUGUAACCUAUGAAAUAGUAUCCAACAUACCAAAGGCAACAGAGGAAAUUGAGGACCGGGAAACCCUGGCUCUCAUGGCAGCAAGGAGUGAAAAUGAAGGCACUUCAGAUGGGGAGACCUACAUAGAGAAGUACACACGUGGUGUGCUGCAGGUGGAGAACAUUCUGAGCCUUGAACGGCUCCGGCAGGCGGUCACAGUCAAAGAAGCACUGUCCACCAAAGCCCGGCACCUGCGGAGAAGUCUCAGCACCCCAAAUGUUCAUAAUGUCUCCUCUAGUCGACCAGACCUUUCUGGCUUUGAUGAAGACGAUAAGGGUUGGCUAGAGAACCAAUUAGACAUGUCUGACUACAGCUCCAGUUAUCAGGAUAUAGCCUGUUACGGAACUUUACCCAGGGAUUCGCCUCGAAGGAGUAAAGAAAGUAGUGGUUGUCCAUCAGAGAACCCCCACGCCUUAACAGUCAGCCCUUUUAAAGCAUUCUCUCCCCAGCCACCAAAGUUUUUCAAACCCUUAAUGCCUGUCAAAGAGGAGCAUAAGAAAAGGGUGGCUCUUGAAGCAAGACCGCUCCUCAGCCAGGAGAGCAUGCCUUCACCUCAGGCACAUAACCCGGGCUGCAUUGUGCCCUCAGGAAGCAAUGGCAGCAUCAUGCCAGUAGAGCUCAAUAGCAAACGUGAGAAGAAGAUUGACUCUGAGGAGGAGGAGAAUGAUCUGGAAGCUCUUAGCAGGAAGCUGAUAAGUUCACAGCCUUACGUACCUGUGGAGUUUGCUGACUUCAGUGUUUACAACGCCAGCUUGGAGAACAGGGAGUGGUUUUCUUCUAAAGUAGAUUUGAUGAACUCAAGGGUCUUGGAGAAAGAAGUAUCCCGUAGCCCCACCACCAGCAGUAUUACCAGCGGCUACUUUUCCCACAGUGCCUCCAAUGCCACGCUAUCGGACAUGGCGGUCCCUUCCAGUGACAGCUCAGACCAGCUGGCCAUGCAGACAAAGGAUACAGACUGUAGUGAGCAUUACGGACCGUCACUUGUGCACAAUUUCAGACCGUCCUCAAACAAAGAGUUGACAGAACUCGAAAGAGGCUUGGUGAAAGAUAAGAUAAUUUUGGUGCCACUCAAGGAAAAUAGUGCCUUAGCCAAAGGGAGCCCAUCGCCCCAAAGCAUCCCUGAGAAGAACUCCAAAAUCUUCUGUCGGACUGGCUCCUGUUCAGAACAAGAUGCCUGCUCCCACAGAAAUGGCCAACCAGCCAGAGAAUUUUACCCCGGGGAAGUGACCAUAGAACACACCACAGAUAUCCUGGAGGACCAUUCCUUCACAGAGUUUAUGGGUGUAUCCGAUGGGAAAGAUUUUGACGGUUUGACAGAUUCUCCUGCUGGAGAGCUUUCAAGUAGAAGAAACCUACCAAAUAAAACGGACAAGAAGAGUAUCUCAGACGGGCCGCAGGACCCUGCCCAGCUGCAUUCCUCGGCGCAGAAUGACCAGGGAAGCACGACCCCUCGGUGAAAAGCAGCCCGGGCUUCCUUGCAGGCCACAGCGUCUUUGCUCCGGCUGCCUUGUGGAAAGCACCAGCACCAUCUUUAAAACAUGCUGCGGCCCAGCCGGGACCUCAGACCAGCGUGGAGAAGCCAGUGCUUCGUGGGCCACCUACUUUCUCCUCCCGAGCUGGGAGCAGCGGCACUUUGUCACGCAGGGGCACCGGCAGCCUCUGCUUUAUUCCAGAAAGCCAGAGAACCGAAAAUCCCGGAUUGCAUUAAGUGGCAGUAUUUUUGUUUUGCACUUAACGACUACACACACCCACUGUGUAGGACCUCCACAGAUUCAGACAAACUUUAUUCUUGUACAACUAAUUUUAAUCAGUUCUUACUGUAGAAUCUGGAGUCAAUGCUCUUUUUUUUUUUUAUAAAUAAUAUAUAUGAUGUAUAUGAAAUGUAUAUCUAUAGUAUGUUCAGGGACAGACAAGACUGCGCGUGAAAAUGCAGAUAAAAGUGGUUUGUAGAAAAUCGUAAGGUACUGGACUCGGUUACACAGCAACUUAGGUAAUCAUCUGAUGGACGAGCAGAUGAGAAAGAUUUGAUCACCUAAGAACAAGGUUGCAAAUCCCUCUUUGCAGAAAAGCUUCCAGAAGGCCGUUCUUUACAACCAAAGAACUUACGUGAAGACUAAACGUGUUUGCUGUCCGUUCUUGUUUCAUGUGUACAUAUGUGUCUGACUGCAAGUUUGGUGCCAUAUUGCUCUUGGUUGCCAGGCCCCUUGUAGCUCGCUGUUCUCUGUCCUGUUCCAUAAGCACACUGAAAACCCCCACAGUUCUAUUCCGUGUCUUCCACCUGGCCCAGCACCUGCUGAUGUGACAUUGCAGUGUCACUGUUGACAAUGCCUGGGGCUCUGACUGCAGCCUUCCUCGUCCUUCAGUUUGGCCUGGCCAGGCAGGUGGGAUGUGGAGAGCAGUAUGUAUUACUGUAGGAAAACACGAGGACACGCCUGGAGUUGGGUGUGGGGAGGAAAGGGAUAUUGAUUUUUGUCUUUUUGUGGGUGUUGUUUUUUUUUUUUUCGUUUUGGAUUGGUAGGUUUCGUUGUGUGGUUUUGCUGUUGUUAUUUUACUUCAGUUCUGGAAAACGCUGAGGAAGAUCGGAUGAGCUCUCAAGGUCCCAGGUGCCCGCUUUGCCAGGUUUGCCACAGACGAUGGAGCACGGAGGACCCCGCUGUCCAUGGCUCUUCUUGCAGAGUGCUUGUCGAAGGAUGACGUGUGUGAGGAUUUUCGCAGAAGUGCUUUAUGCACCUGUCCUGUAGAAGCUUGUAAAAAUCAUGUGGAUGUACAGCAUAAAGCCCUUGUGGGAGAGGGAGAAGGCGUACGGCCUGCUGUACCUUUUUCUUUAAGUUCCUAGCAUCAGUAAGUGAGUAAGAUUUUGGAGACUUUAAUGAAAAGCUGCUGUUCUGAUUUUGUGUAUAGUGAGCCGACUGUAGUAUUUUACUAUUGUCUGUUUUUAAAAAAAAAACAAAACUAAUUUAUAUCCCCUUUCAACUUUAUUGUAUUUAAUUGGUACAGAUUGUGUGUGUGUGUGUGUGCGUGUUUUAGAAUACAGACUGUCUAAUUCAGAUUUUAAAA